This is a messenger RNA of Zingiber officinale, 1242 nucleotides long. RefSeq lists its product as uncharacterized. The record is from RefSeq and is a predicted model, not a curated record. The transcript has 3 exons. The coding region runs from base 1 to 1242 and encodes 413 amino acids. Lineage: Eukaryota; Viridiplantae; Streptophyta; Magnoliopsida; Zingiberales; Zingiberaceae.
AUGGAGUCUGUUCUGUUCAAAAUCUUGAAGAAGAAAGCGGCCGCGCUCGAAGCGGCAGCGGACAAGGAAAUGGAGCAAUUGGGCAUUGCUCCGGUCGGCUCUCAUGAGGAUGAGAGUGAAGCGCAAGCAGGGGAGUCGGCCGCUCAGGCUUCGCCUAUGGAUGCGGCUGGUGGUGCAACUCUUAGCAAAGAACCGUCCGUUCGGGAGGAAGACUCCGAACCAGAGGACGAGCUUCUGCUUGACAAGAAAAGACGGCGAGUUGAGAAGCCCCUCCGUUCGACAACCUCCGCAGUGCUAGCGUCCGAGCGGAUGGGCACCGCGUCUCCACGCGGCCAAGCACCAUCAGUCGAGGCGCUAUCCUCCAACUGGACUCCCUCUCAGCUGGAUGCGGUAGUGGCCCCCAUCGAAGCAGUGUCGGUUACCUCCCUUCCUCCUACACCACGCCGAGUCCUCCGCUCGGGCAUUUUGUCUACCAUGUCCAGCCCCGCCUCUGAUCCUUUGGUGUCCGCUCAGACGACCCCGGGCCGGCGUCGUACUGUUAGGGCCGCUCUGCAUCUCCCUACGGAGGCAUUCAUGGCCGAGUCCGAUCGGCCGACGGCCCCCGAGCAUAUGAUCACGAUGAAGGGGCCCCUCGCUGAGAUGUGGGCAGACGCUCGGGCCCGUGUGGCCAUGAUACCGCUCGACAAGUUGGCUGACAGCCACAUGCAACAGGCCACAGGGCGAUGGGUGCAAGAGGUUGCUGUCUCCAAUCGCUUGGCAAUGGUGGAGGACGAGCUAAAGAGGCUAAAGAGUCAGGGCGGCCCGUCUUCUUCUCGAGGCCCUUCUUAUGCUGAGCUACAGAAGGAGCUCGACAAAACCAAGAAUCUGUUAGAGGCCGAGAGGAAGAAGACGGCUGACCAGGCUUACAUGUUGGACCAGCUAGACAAAAAGGUCAAAUCCUAUGACCGCAAGAUUGAGCUGGCCACCACUCGGAAGAACAUCGCCAUCGCUGAUAUGGAAAAAAAGAAUGUAGAAGCACGAGCUCUCGAGCAACGUGUGAAUGAGCUUGCCGAGCUACUAGAAAGCGUGCACAAAGGCCGCUCGGAGGAGGUGACCAAGCUCAAGGACGAUUUGAAGGCCUUGCAGGAGGCUCUUGAUGCUUCUCGUGCCGCCUUCAAAGAGUACCAAGAGGCGGAGCCGGGCCGCGUCGCCGCCUUGAGGCAAUACUACAUCCGCUCGGCGGAAUUUGUGGAGAAGCCAUAG